This is a messenger RNA of Eimeria necatrix, 264 nucleotides long. RefSeq lists its product as hypothetical. NCBI's taxonomy places the organism in Eukaryota, Apicomplexa, Conoidasida, Eucoccidiorida, Eimeriidae. The record is from RefSeq and is a predicted model, not a curated record. The coding region runs from base 1 to 264 and encodes 87 amino acids. The transcript is spliced from 3 exons.
AUGCAAAUUGCAAAAGAAUUCAACCAGCAGUGUCAGCAGCAGGGCAGGCCCCAGGACAUGGUCCCUGAGGAGUGGCUUUGCGACACAAUAUUUUGUGACGAGAAAGGGAUCGUGUUGAGAAUGAGAGAAAACAGCCCCCCUUACGGCGGCGAGGACGAGCCCGAGUCGGGUGUCACUACACCUGAACUGUUCAAAAUAAGAAAACAGAAAAUGGAAAAGUUUAAACCGCAUCGUUUCGUCGUAACGGCUCCAGUGCGCAAAUAA